UCCCCUCCACCUGACACCCGUGCCCUCACAGCUCGCUCCGGUGUCUCCGAGCGCACCUUCAUAGCCAUCAAACCGGACGGCGUCCAGCGGCACCUGGUGGGUGAGAUCGUGCGGCGCUUCGAGAGGAAGGGCUUCAAGCUGGUGGGGCUGAAGCUGCUGCAGGCUUCGGAGGAGCUGCUGAAGGAGCACUACAUCGACCUGCGGGACCGGCCCUUCUACGGCCGCCUGGUGAAGUACAUGAGCUCGGGGCCAGUGGUGGCCAUGGUGUGGCAGGGUCUGGAUGUGGUCAGGAUGGCACGCACGAUGAUUGGAGAGACCAACCCGGCUGAGUCCAAGCCUGGCACCAUCCGAGGAGACUUCUGCAUUGAAGUUGGCAAGAAUGUGAUUCAUGGCAGUGACUCAGUUGAAAGUGCCCAGAAGGAGAUCUCCCUCUGGUUCCACCCAGAGGAGCUGAUGUGCUGGGAGGAUGCAGCUGAACGAUGGAUCUAUGAGUGAUGAGACAGCCUGAGGGAAGUACAUCUUCCUAACUCGGGCACGGGGCAUUUUCAUUAGUUCCAUUUUGGCCCCUCAGGCUGGCUGUGGAUUCUGCUGUGGUAUCACAUGCUGGGAGUUUCUCUUUCGUGUGUCUGUGGAGGGGUCCUGGGAGCUGGUCUUUAUGUUUGUAACUCAGCAGUUCAGCUCCCUGCAAUAGUAGCUUUUUUUUUUUACCCUCCAUCUCCUGUAGUAAGUAGUUAAAAGUUGCUGCUCAGUUUGCUGCAGCAUCCCAAAGUC
Meleagris gallopavo (turkey) is the source of this 771-nucleotide messenger RNA. The record is from RefSeq and is a predicted model, not a curated record. Lineage: Eukaryota; Metazoa; Chordata; Aves; Galliformes; Phasianidae.